Molecule: messenger RNA, 1360 nt
Organism: Lucilia cuprina (Australian sheep blowfly)
Lineage: Eukaryota; Metazoa; Arthropoda; Insecta; Diptera; Calliphoridae
Gene: Rpn9
Product: 26S proteasome non-ATPase regulatory subunit 13
Exons: 7
Coding region: 135-1283 (382 amino acids)
Biological process (GO): ubiquitin-dependent protein catabolic process
Cellular component (GO): cytosol; proteasome regulatory particle, lid subcomplex; nucleus
Molecular function (GO): structural molecule activity
Source: RefSeq, a predicted model, not a curated record
UAUUUGACAGCAGCGUCGGCGAGUUGUGAUUUGCAAAAAUUUACACUGCACAUACCAAGAGAAAAUAAUAAAAUAUUGUUUAGAAAUUUAUUUUAUUUAAAAUACACAAUUAAAUAAAAGUAUCACAAAAUAAAAUGGCACAACCCACAGUUAAUGUAGCUGGCUACUUGGCAAAUCAAAAGAAAACAACAAAUAAAGAAUUAGCCUCUGAAUGGGCUGCCUUGGAAGAUCUAUACAAUGAAAAAUUAUGGAAUGAAUUGACCAUAAAAUUGAAUAAAUUUGUACGUAAUGCUGCUAUGCAGGAUGAGGAUGCCUUACUGCAGUUGUAUCAGAAUUUUUUGCAAACUUUUGAAAUGAAAAUAAAUCCCUAUGGUUUAGUUGAGAUUGUGGAAGUUAUUGUCGAACAUAUUACCGAUAAAAAGGAAGCUGUUGAAUUUUUGGGUAAAAUUAAAGAUAAAGUAAAGAUUUGUGAUGAAGCUGUUUGGUAUGUUCAGGUUCUUCAAGGUAACAUCUACCUGUCAGAUCUUAAUGAUUUGGAUGCUUGCAAGAAAAUCAUUGAAGAAUUACGUGACAUCUUGGAAGAUGUCGGCAAUGUAACACCCGUUCAUGGCAAAUACUACAUGCUAGCUUCACAAUACUACCGUCGUGUGGGUAAACACAGUGAUUAUUAUCGUUGUGGUUUACAAUUUUUGGGUUGUUCUAUCGAUGACUAUCCUAAAGAUCAAUGGGCACAACAGGCAUUCUUUUUAGGUUUGGCCGCUUUAUUAGGCGAUGGCAUUUAUAAUAUAGGAGAAUUGCUGGCCCACCCAAUUUUGACCUCUUUGAAGGGAACAGAAAACGAAUGGUUGAUGGAAUUGCUUAAAGCUUUCAACGUAGGAGAUAUUAAAAAAUUUAAUGAAAUGAAACCUGUUUGGUCAAAAAUUCCCGACUUGCUUGCACAAGAAAUUAAACUGCGUCAGAAAAUCUCUCUUUUAUGUCUGAUGGAAAUGACUUUCAAACGUUCCGCUACACAACGUUCCAUUUCCUUUGAGGAUAUUGCUAAUGAAACACAAUUGCCCCUUAAAGAGGUAGAAUUGUUAAUUAUGAAAGCUUUAGCGUUGGAUUUGGUUAAAGGAGAAAUUGAUCAAGUGGCGGGUGUUGUUAAUAUGUCUUGGGUUUUGCCACGUGUUCUCGAUCGUCCACAAAUAGCUAGCAUGGCUACGACUUUGGAUAAUUGGAUGUCUAGUAUUAGUUCUAUGGAAAAACUAAUGGAAUCACGUGCCGCUGAAAUUUUAACCAACUAGUAUAGUUGCUAUAUGUAUAUGCAAAAAUAUUUAAUUUAAAACUCAAAUAAUAAAAACACAUAUUUUGUAAAUUAUCA